This is a messenger RNA of Pyrenophora tritici-repentis Pt-1C-BFP, 1482 nucleotides long. Its product is annotated as Atrophin-1 multi-domain protein. Lineage: Eukaryota; Fungi; Ascomycota; Dothideomycetes; Pleosporales; Pleosporaceae. The record is from RefSeq and is a predicted model, not a curated record.
AUGGUCGGAUCCGCAGCAAUUUCUAAUGACCCGCGCGUCCCGUUCCAGGCGCCAUCGCUCUCACCAAGCUCUUCCCCUCCGGACAGCUGCGAGCGACAUGGCCCAAGUACGGCCGAGUCGAAUGCACUUCCACUACCAUUGACGCCUGCAACGACGGCCAGACAGUCGGUACCCCGAGGCGUCUUUCCCUCUCUUCUAGGGAACAACACCACGUCGACGCUGAGUGCCCAGCCCAUACUGUCCGACGAACCUGUGCCCGCCAUCCUCGUCCACGCUCAACCCUCAGAUGCACAGCACGGCCCGUCUGACCUGACGGCGAGUUUGAGCUCAGUGCCCAGUGCAACAACCACGUUGACCAAUACCCUGCCACCGACCCAAUCUGCCGCUCUCCGCGCUCUCAAUGCCCCCGCCUUCCAUUCGUCGCCCUCGAAGAGCAAGUCGGCAAAGUCCACGUCCAGCCGAACCACCGUCACCAGCCAGCCCGUCGUCGUACGUACCUACUCGGGCUCGAGGCACACUUCACGCCCCGGCUCGGGCUUCAACACCCCACGCUCUCUUGCAAUGAACGGCCAUUCCAAUGCUUCGGCCCUGUCAGCAGGUUUGGCAGGCAGGACCGAGCAAUUGCCGUCUGCAGAUGAUUUUUCCUUCUCGGCCAUCCUGCGUGCCGUCGAUCCCGAGAUCAGAGAUGCAAUUGAUGCCAUUGCCGAGAUCUGCGCACGGAGCAGGAUGAGCCUCGCAGAUGAGUAUGACUCCCAUCUCCCGCCACAGGGCGAGAUAACCGGAGGGGGCCCGGCAUGGGCAAGCACAGGAGCAUUGGCGGGGCGGGGUCGCUUGAGCAGAGUGACUCAGGGUUGGACCGCCGCGGACAACACGCUCAUGUCAGUGCCAGAAGCAAGUAGCUCGAGCGAGAGACUCGCACAAGAGGGCCGGGUGGCGAGCAGUAAGAAGCGAAGCCAAUCCGCAUACGGCAGCCUCAAGAGCGUCAUCAGUGGGGGCAGUGGUAAGAGAAAAGCCAUUGACGGUGACACCUUCCGCGAGCAAGAGGCCGGUAGCCCCAAACACGCGGGUGCAACACAGAAUCAAGGCCCAGCUUGGGCUAUCAACGCUUCCACGUCGUCGUCUUCACAGCCAGCCAUCACCCUCGCCGCUCCCACGGCCUCCAAACAUCUCUCCCUUGACACCUCCGCAGCCCCUGGCACCAUCGAAGCAAACGGCGAAACAUCAACCGCUCGUCCCCAAACCACCACCGCUCGAAGACUCCCAGCGCACGCACGCAACGCAUCUAUGCGCAGCCUCCCCGUCUCGCGAGCUCGCUCCGGCACCCUGGGCUCCUCGAUACGAUCCUGGCUACCGUGGCCCCGGCCAUCAGACCUCAGCCAUACCAGUCAGCAAGAACUGACAAAAGCCGAAGACCGGCUUCGGGAGAUGUUGAUGUCUUCGCAAGCCAUGGGCAAAGGCAACGCCUCCAUCAGCGUUUUAUAA